Messenger RNA from Centropristis striata (black sea bass), 2537 nucleotides. It is a transcript of the gene elf2a, whose product is annotated as E74-like factor 2a (ets domain transcription factor). The record is from RefSeq and is a predicted model, not a curated record. The coding region runs from base 272 to 1960 and encodes 562 amino acids. Gene Ontology annotation, cellular component: nucleus. The transcript has 9 exons. NCBI's taxonomy places the organism in Eukaryota, Metazoa, Chordata, Actinopteri, Perciformes, Serranidae. Gene Ontology annotation, biological process: regulation of transcription by RNA polymerase II; cell differentiation. Gene Ontology annotation, molecular function: sequence-specific DNA binding; DNA-binding transcription factor activity, RNA polymerase II-specific.
GCGGAGAAGCGACGCGCCGUAAAGCUACAACAGGAGAGCAAGAAACGAGCUGCGAUCAAAACGCAGCUUCGGAGUCCGUAUCCGUAGCCCUCCGUUAGGUUUCAACGCAACUGUCUGCAGAAUAACCCUGAGGGACGGGGAACACGCAGACACUUGUUUCUGCUGGCGGAGUAAUAAUCCCUGUGGCCUUGACAGCUCGGCUAACUAGGCCCUAGCAGCGUUAGCCGCCGAGCUUACUUUUCACUAGCAAAAGCAAAACAAGGAAUGAGUGAUGACCUCUAUGGUAGUGUCAGACGGUGGAGGGAACAUAGUGGAGUAUGUUACGGUGGUGGAGGGGCCCCAGCAGUGUGAGCAGCAGCCCAAUGAGGAGGAGGAGGAGGAAGAAGAAAUGGUCCAUCAGGAAGUCGAGGCGGUCAUUGUAGAGGGCGGAGAGGAGGUGGAGGAAGAUGUGGAGGAGGAGGGUGUGGUGCUGCAGGAGGAGGGCUGUCCAGCAGUGAUCGUGGAGGAGGUGCCCAGUACCCAGGUGGAGGAGUGCUACUCGGCUCAGGUCCUAGUCUACGAUGACGGGACGUAUCUGAUGCAGGAUGUGGCUGAGGAGCAGGAGGUGGUCACAGAGGUGGCUGAGACUGUGGAGAUGUCGGGUCAUGACAUAGUGUGUUUUGACAAAACGUUCGAAGCAGCUGAAGCUCUUCUCCACAUGGAGUCUCCUGGAGGACUGCACAAUGAACGCAACACAGCAGAGGAUGUGAUGAUGGAGACGGUGGUGGAGGUGUCUACAGAGUGUGGACCCAUAGAGGAGGAGUCCUUCCCCAUCCCCCCUGAAUGUGAACCUGCUGCCAAGAAGAGGAGAGGAGGUGGAAGAAAGCCCAAAACAAACCAACCUGCUUCCAACGGCUCCUUUGAUCUGGGGAUAAAGAAAAGGCCAAGGGAGGGCAAAGGCAACACCACCUAUCUGUGGGAGUUCCUGCUCGAGCUUCUGCAAGAUAAAAACACCUGCCCCAGGUACAUCAAGUGGAUGCAGAGGGAGAAGGGCAUCUUCAAACUGGUCGACUCCAAGGCCGUGUCCAAACUGUGGGGGAAACACAAGAACAAGCCCGACAUGAACUACGAGACCAUGGGCCGAGCCCUGAGGUAUUACUAUCAGCGCGGCAUCCUGGCAAAAGUGGAGGGUCAGCGGUUGGCGUACCAGUUUAAAGACAUGCCCAAGAACAUCCGGGUGAUUGAAGACGAGGACGAUGGAGAGGACGUGGAGGACGGCGAGGGCGUGGUGUCCGGCCAGCACGCUGUUCACCAACACGGCCCCGCCGGCCUGGGCACCAACUUCCCCACCACCACCCAACCUCAGCAGACCUACGUCACUGUCAUUCCUAGCAACGCUGCCACCAGGCCCAUCAGAGCCAUGCCAGUGGUCAUGACCAACUCACUGGGUCAGGUGACGUUAAACUCCUCCUCCAUCCUCACCACCACCACAGGAGUCCCAGUAACUGUAGCCAACACCUCAGGCAGCGCUCCUCCCAAACUGGUCAUCCAGGCUCUGCCCACCAUGCUGCCGGCCGGAUCCAAAGCAGGAGAGAAGAUCACCAUCAUCACCAUCCCAGCCAACCAGCUGGCCACGCUCAUGCAGGCCAACCCAUCAGGCCAGAUCACGCAGCUCUUCCACGCUAAAGCCGUCGCUACGCAGAUAGCCGGCGCUAAGCCCGCCACCUCCGCCCCCAUGGUCCAGAUAACAGCAGGCCGGCCCACACCGCACCUCAUCCUGGCUAAACCGGCGGCGGUGGCUCAGUCGCUGCCGCAGCUCUCGGUCCAGGUCAGCCAGCCCCACCCUGCCCCGCCCAAAACCCCCACCCAGCCCCCAACCCACCCCAGCAGUCAGCCCGAAGCAGCACAAUCAGAGGCAGCGGCGGAGGCUUCACCCCCCUCCAGCCCGCGAGUAGAAUCAGCAGAAACUACUUUAUCCUGAGUGAGCCGCCUGAGCUGGGUCCACGGGGGGGACAGGAAGUGACUGUGUGGACCCUGGUGAGGACGUGCAGGACACAUCCCAGCCCCCCCCGUCACAGAACAGAGUUGCUCUCUGAUUGUUUUAAACAGUCAGCCUAACAUUGGUCUCCAGCCUGCUCUUACUAUGGGCUGCUGAAGCCCUAUAAAAAGGAUUAAAGGGACUGUUGUACAAAGACAGACACGCAAAUCCUUUCGGAGCUCAGGAGACAUCAGGGCGGCCUUAGAUUCUAAAUGGAAGACUCCUUUUUGUAAUAAAAUGGAAUAUAAAAAGCCUGACAAUACUUUGUUGGAAAGCAAAAUGUAAAAAGCAUUUUUUGAUACUCAGCAGGUAUGUAUCAGUACAGCCGUAGUUUGAAUUCAUGUCUUUGUUUUCUCUUCAGUUUCAGUCUAACUGUGUGUCUGCAGAGUUCUGUUGCCCCACAGCACUGUUUUUCUUUUUUUUUACUGUCCAUAAAAAGGGAGUGAAAGGAUGUCUGCGUCAAGAUUGAAGAACUGAAUGGUGUGAUCCACAUCUGAAGUAUAAUAUACUAUUUUUUCUU